AGCUUCCUCAGUCAACCGGAAUGGGUCUUUGUAACAGAGUGCUUACGAAGCAGCGAUCCUCGGUGUCAUCCAAAAGAAGAGCUUUUCGAUUUGAUGCUUUCUUGUUCUUCAUUGAGCUGCAAUGUUUGGGAAGCGGUCAAACCUGGUUUGAAGUCUGUUGAUGAACUUCAUCUGAUGGAGCUAGUAUCUCAAGGUCAUUUCUUGCGAGCAAUGCUAGAGGACUGGCACGAAAGGCAUGUCGAACGACUCUCCAAUGACCCACGUGACGACCCCUGGUUGUUUCUUUCCUCGAUUUACUACCACGCUACCUCUAUAUACUUGUCCGGAAUUUUUGAUUACCGUCCUCAAUUUGAUCUCUUAUUCCCAGCAAGCCUCCCUUUCCAAAUCAUACAAUCCCAUGUCACACAUCUGCUGAUUGGAAUACACACGGCACUUGAUACUACCAAUCUCGCCGGUGUGCUUUUCUUCUUCCCCCUGAGGGUAGCUGGUGCUAGAUCAUGGUCAGAGGAUCAAAAGCUAUCGAUUUUGCAUAUGCUCAAGGAGAUAUCAAGGAGGGCCUACGUUGUUGCUGAUGCCUUUGUAUUGGACCUCAAUACACUAUGGGCCAUGGACCGCAAUCGAGAAAAUGCUCGUAGAGCUUGGGAUUGAGACAGGCCAAAUGGUUCAAUUGCAAGGUCUAUCCACAGCUACCAUGACAAGCCCCGCGAUACAUU
This is a messenger RNA of Mollisia scopiformis, 713 nucleotides long. RefSeq lists its product as uncharacterized. The record is from RefSeq and is a predicted model, not a curated record. The coding region runs from base 94 to 648 and encodes 184 amino acids. NCBI's taxonomy places the organism in Eukaryota, Fungi, Ascomycota, Leotiomycetes, Helotiales, Mollisiaceae. The transcript has 2 exons.